UCACAAUUAUAGGGGCAGCCGCCCUGAUACAGUGAUUGAUAUGGUGAAACCGAUGAAUUUUACAGGCGGGUUAGAGUUCACAAAUCUAACGUAUACAGUCAUGAAGAAGAAGAAGAAUGAUGAUGGAAAAUGGGUGAAGCAAGAAGCUGAUUUGUUGAAUAAGAUCACAGGUUAUGCACCGAAAGGGUGCAUCACCGCGGUUAUGGGUCCUAGUGGUGCUGGCAAGUCUACUCUUUUGGAUGGGUUAGCGGGGCGGAUUGCUAGUGGCAGCCUUAAGGGAAAGAUGUCCUUGGAUGGGGCCGAGAUGAGCCCGAGCUUGAUCAAGAGAACUUCUGCUUACAUUAUGCAGGAUGAUCGGCUCUUCCCAAUGCUAACAGUUUAUGAAACUUUAUUGUUUGCAGCUGAUUUUCGGUUAGGAUCCAUCCCACGGGCUGAAAAGAGGCAGCGUGUUGAAACUUUAAUCGAGCAACUAGGCUUAUCGACAGCAAGGAACACAUACAUCGGGGAUGAAGGGACUCGAGGGGUAUCAGGAGGUGAACGUCGUAGGGUGUCGAUUGGUGUAGACAUCAUCCACGGACCAUCUUUGCUUUUUCUAGACGAACCCACUUCAGGUUUGGACUCGACCAGUGCUCAGAGCGUGAUCGAGAAAGUUCACGACAUUGCCCGAACCGGAAGCACGGUCGUUCUAACCAUCCAUCAGCCUUCGCACCGAAUCUUGGUUCUCCUUGACCACCUCAUUAUAUUGGCUCGCGGACAACUCAUGUACCAAGGAUCCCCGAAAGACGUGGGGCUCCAUCUUGGCCGCAUGGGCCGAAAACUUCCUAAAGGCGAAAACCCUAUUGAGUUUUUAAUUGAUGUGAUACAACAAUAUGAUCAAUCCGAAUACGGAGUCGAUGCAAUGGCUGAAUUUGUUCUUACGGGUAUGAAGCCCCCUCCACUUUCAGAAAGUGAAAUGUCGUUUUCGACCAUCCAUCCUUCUCCGACGCCACCACCGCGCCGCGGUAAACCAAGCCAUGAUCAAGGGGCCUCAGGGAAGAGACUUCACCUCGAAACCGUUGGGCGGUCCGAACAAGAAAAGGAUUUUGAUCAUAGUGUGAGAAGCCCUUGGAAUAAUAGUGGUAGGUCAUGGAGCCAAAGUGGACUCAUGGACUCCCUUAAGUUCACUCCUACACGUAAGCGCAAUGAUCAGAGAAUGCAAAAUCCUUCGAGUGCCUCUCCCUACUACACCAACUCGAGUGAUAUUAUAAUAGGAACCCCAACUCCACACAGUAGUGACUACACGGUCAACGAAGACGACUAUCUCACCCCAAACAAUGCACCAAACACUGCAAAAUAUAACCAUCUCGGUCCCAAAUUUGCAAACUCAUUCUUUGCAGAAACAUGGGUCCUGAUGCGCAGAAACUUUAUAAACAUCAGAAGAACCCCUGAACUAUUUCUUUCACGGCUCAUGGUGCUGACCAUCAUGGGGUUUAUGAUGGCCACUUUGUUCAUGAGACCUAAAGCCACAAUGCAAGGAAUAACUGACCGCCUCAGCUACUUCAUCUUUACAGUCUGCCUGUUUUUCUUCUCAUCAAACGACGCUGUCCCCGCAUUCAUCCAAGAGCGGUUUAUCUUCGUUCGAGAGACUUCGCAUAAUGCGUAUCGCGCCUCUUCAUACACCAUUGCAGGGUUGAUAACUUAUCUACCAUUUCUAUUACUUCAGGCUGCAGUGUAUGCUGGUAUCACUUGGUUUGCAUUACGGCUAGAAGGCCCUUUUGUUUAUUUCUUGAUCAUGCUCUAUGUGUCCCUCCUCACCACAAACUCAUUCGUCGUGUUCGUUAGCUCGGUUGUCCCUAAUUACAUUCUUGGGUAUGCGGCUGUUAUCGCGUUUACAGCUUUGUUUUUCUUGUUUUGUGGGUAUUUCUUGAAUAGCCGUGAUAUUCCGCCUUACUGGACUUGGAUGAAUAAGGUUUCGACGAUGACAUACCCGUAUGAGGGGCUGCUGAUAAACGAGUACCAAAGGGAUGAAGUUUUCGGUCAGACUCUUAUAGGAACAAACGUGACAGGAGUUGACAUUCUAAAGUCGCUGAGCAUUUUUCAUGAAAAGAAUCCGAAAUGGAUAAAGAUUUACAUAAUGUUGGGAUGGGCGGUCCUAUAUAGGAUAUUGUUUUACAUUGUUCUUCGUUUUGCUUCCAAGAACCAGAGGACAUAAGUGGAUUACAAGAAAAGGGUGAUCUUGAAUUAGACGGUUGCAGUUUAUGUUUCAUUUAAUCUUGUUAUAUAUGAGGGGAUAUGUAUGACAUGUGAAGUUGAUUAGAGUUGUAAUUCCCAAAACAUAAGUACAAACAGACAAAAUGAGGUUCAUUCAAAUAAUAUAUCAAUGACAUAUUGGCUUGAUCAUGGUUUCCAUAA
Messenger RNA from Helianthus annuus (common sunflower), 2391 nucleotides. RefSeq names its product ABC transporter G family member STR2. NCBI's taxonomy places the organism in Eukaryota, Viridiplantae, Streptophyta, Magnoliopsida, Asterales, Asteraceae. Bases 41 to 2191 code for a protein of 716 amino acids. Gene Ontology annotation, molecular function: ATP binding; ATP hydrolysis activity; ABC-type transporter activity. The record is from RefSeq and is a predicted model, not a curated record. The transcript has 3 exons. Gene Ontology annotation, cellular component: membrane.